AGCUUGAACAAUUACAACUGUUUUCUGGUGACCUGGUACUGUAUCUUUCUUUCCCCAUGUUGCAUUCUGGUUCAGCUGUUUGUUUUCAGAUAGUGGAAAGAUUUAAACAGGCGCUACUUUGCUCUAACCCAGCACGUCCAACCCAACCAACACAUGACCACAAUGACUUAUUUAACUCCCUGCAAAGAUCAUUGUGACAACCUUCACAAAUGUUUAAAUGACAUCUGUUUUUCACCAACCGCCCAUUUCCUGUUAACAGUCAUGUGUGAAUAUGCUGAUACUUUACUAAUAAAAAAGUAUUUUCACAGAAGGUUAUGAGCAAGCUGAGCUGAAAGCAACACUGAACACAAUGGAUGAACAGGAUAUCUAUGCCAAUGUCGAGGGACCAUCAGGACUUUACAUCAGGUGGGAGAGAGUGCAGAGUUCAGAAAAUAUUUAUCCAAAUGAAGACACAUGUUGCUCUGUGGAGACCGACAGAACUGGACCUGCGCUGUCAGACCUUGAGGAAAGUAACACAGUUAAGAAGCGUUCUUGCAAUGCUACAGCACUGAUCCUGGGUCUGCUGUGUCUUCUCCUUCUUACUGGACUCGUGAUUUUGGUUUUCCUGUACACCAAAAACAACUCAAACUGGGAACUUAAGAUGUUGCUGUUACAGACCAGUUACAACAACCUGACUGAAAAAAAAUACCAGUUAAAGACCAGUUACAACAACCUGACUGAAAAACAACAUCACUUACAGACCAGUUACAACAAGCUGGCUGAAGAAAACCACCAGUUAAACACCAGUUAUAUCAAUUUGACUCAAGAAAAAGCCCAACUUAAAAAAAAACUUGAAAAUGCCACUACAGACCUUCGAAAAAAGCUUCAAGCUCUACAUUGGACGUAUUUCGCGGAUAAAUACUAUUAUAUUUCAUCAACGAUGCAAACAUGGCAAGACAGCAGAAAUGACUGCCUGCAGAAAGGUGCAGACCUGGUGAUUAUCAACAGCCCUGAAGAGCAGGAAUUUAUAAGAAAAAUAAAAAAACGAACCUGGAUUGGACUGACAGAUGCAGAGACAGAGGGGACAUGGAAGUGGGUGAAUGGGACUCUGCUGGGGAGCCUAAGGUACUGGGCAGAAUCUGAACCAAAUAACGCAAAUGGAAAUGAGAACUGUGCAGAAAUAAGUAGUUCCAAUUUGGAAAAAAGCUGGAAUGACAUGUCAUGUGACUUUAAAAUGCACUGGAUCUGUGAAGUACAACUAAUCUAAAUAAAAUCAUUUCACAGUUUUAACUUCUAAAAACUUCUAACUUCAGUUAGAAAAAAUAUGUUUUUUAUGUUUGCGGUAAACUGUAAAACUUGCAAAGGUUUCUGAAUCAAAUACAUUUGAAUCUAACUCUGCUGAAGGUCUUAAAAUGCCGUCACCACAAAAACAAAGUUUAGUAUAUAUUUCUCCUGAGAAAAUAUUUUAAAAACUUUCUAAAUACUAUAUGUAUUGUAAUGGAAUCAUUUAAAUAUAUGCAUUAGGGAAAUUGUGAAUUCCUAUUUACUUCUUAAAUAAAACAGACACACUCAGUGGAGACCUCCUACAUGAUUUACUUGCUACAAGUGAGCAGUUUACAGCAAAGGCAGCAAACUGUUUUUUUUCCCAAUUGCUGGGAUCAUUAAAGUUCAUCUACAAUAUCUGUAUAUGUUGUGAGUCAGCUCCAAUGCCGCCAGAGGGCACUCUGACUUCCUUUUGUUCUGUGCCCUCUGGUUUGUCAUUUUAUUUCCUGUUUCAUGUCAUUUCCUGUUAUCAGUUUGAUUAGUGUCACCUGUUUUUGUUGGUAUUUAGGCCCUCACUUUGUGUACAGUCUUUGCUGUUACCUUUGGUUCAGAUGAGUUCAUGGCACAUGUUUAGCUUUGUCUGUUUGAAUGUGUUGUCUUCAUUAUGUAAAGGAGGGGGCUAAAGACACACCCCUGUGGAGAACCAGUGUUCAGGAUGAUGCUGGAGGAUAAGAUGUUGUUAAUCCUCACAGUCUGAGUCCUUGCUGUUAGAAAAUUCAGGAUCCAUUUAAAUCUGUGGAAUCCGUACUUAGAUUAAUUUCCCUGUUUAUGUGUGUCAUUACUUGCUUCUUAAAACUUCAUGAUUAUAGGGGUCAGUGUGAUUGGCCGUUAGUCAAUGAGACAGUCCUGAAAUCUGCCUGAAGUCCUAUCAGGACCUGCUGCUUUGUGGGGGUUCACUUGCUGCAGGGGGGACCUCACCUCAGCUGCUGUAACACUGCACACAGGCUCAUCAGGUAGAAGGCUGAACUUGGUGUGAAUUGUGGUUGUUCAGGUUUUUUUCAAAGUAAGUGUAGAAAUUAUUUAGAUUAUAUUCAUUAGUUUAGGACCUGACUCCAUUAAAGCUCGUAUUCAUUCA
Messenger RNA from Betta splendens (Siamese fighting fish), 2377 nucleotides. Its product is annotated as C-type lectin domain family 4 member M-like. The coding region runs from base 350 to 1246 and encodes 298 amino acids. NCBI's taxonomy places the organism in Eukaryota, Metazoa, Chordata, Actinopteri, Anabantiformes, Osphronemidae. The record is from RefSeq and is a predicted model, not a curated record. The transcript has 6 exons.